Molecule: messenger RNA, 1545 nt
Organism: Rosa rugosa (rugosa rose)
Lineage: Eukaryota; Viridiplantae; Streptophyta; Magnoliopsida; Rosales; Rosaceae
Product: FCS-Like Zinc finger 13-like
Exons: 2
Coding region: 112-849 (245 amino acids)
Source: RefSeq, a predicted model, not a curated record
CUCCAUCAUAUAUUGGUGAGCCUAACAUAGAUUUUGUGCAAACCUUAAUGAACACCACCCAACAUUCCCCAACUCUUUCUUCUUCUUCUUCAUAAACACCGAAGCUUUUUUAUGUUGAAGUUGGGCAAGAAACCUCUCCCAAUGAUAGGAAAGCUGUCAGAAAUGUUGGUUUCGGGCAACCGUGCCGGGUUUCUCGACGUGGGGUCGAGCCCUAGAGGACCACUAGACCUCAAGAUGCAAUCUCCUUCUCCGAGUCCUAGAGGGUUGAAGAGCUAUGAUGUUGGUGGUGUUGGCUUGGGCAUAGUAGCUGCCUUGGAAAAGUCGAGUCACAAUGGACGUGAGAUUCUUGCAAAGUAUUGUGUUUGUAGUCACAGUUCGAACCGCUCCGACCCGAUUCCGGUUAACUCCGGUCAAAAAUCCGAUACAACGGGUCUUCAUGAACUUGAGGAAGAAGACAGUGAGGAGAAUUAUACCUUUGUGACUUGCCAUGGAAGAAACAAGUCCAUCACCAAGGUCUACUAUGAUGGAGUUGUUCGUACUGACCACCAUGUUAGUUUUGAACCCUGUCAUGUUAACCAUAACCAUAAACAAAAACAAGCUCCUGUGUAUCCCACGUCGGAUUUUCUCAGCUCAUGCCAUUUGUGCAGCAAAAAGCUUCAUGGCAAAGAUAUUUACAUGUACAGGGGAGAGAAGGCAUUUUGUAGCACAGAGUGUAGAGCAACACAGAUCAUGAGCGAUGAGCGCAAAGAACAGUGCAGAUCAGAUGCCUCAAGAAGAUCUGCAGAUGUUUCGAGCUCGCCUUAUUCGAGAGAUCAGAUCUUCUUCUCUACUGGUAUUCUUGCAAUUUAGGAGCAAACAAAUGCAACAAAGGCAGCAGCAGAGUACAUAGACGGCUAAUAACUAUCUAUACAAAAUAUGAGAUUUUAUCAACUUGAUCAGCUUUUAUUUGACCCAACCGACACCCUGAGAACAAAAGAAAAAUGGGAAAAUUUUGAUGUAUCAGAUCGACCUUACAAGAAGUGAUGACAACCUUAACAUUUUUGAAUAAACUGGCAAAGUUUAUACUUUGAUUUCGGUUUCGGUUGGAUUAUUGAAGAAAACAAGGUUGAAUGCUACUGUUUACUGUUUCAGGUAGCACCUAUAAGAAUUGAAUUAGCUACAUGUAGUAAUCGAGAAUUGUGAUAAUAAUUUAGCAAAUGCAUGAUCUGGUAUUAAGCUAUUAGGCUAUUAGCAGCUGCUUGUGUAACAUCAUUCCUGUCAUAGUGUGUGUCCAGAAGUAUUUCUUUUCCAUUUUUAGGAGAUGUUGCAUAUGAGGUGAAGGUAAGCAAGUUACUUGUGAGGAAGGGAAUGAAGCUUGUAUUACAAUUGAGUUUAUACUCUGAUUUCGGUUUCGGUUGGAUGUAUGGAGAAAGAAAAGACGGUAGCUACUGUUUGGUGUUUCAUGUAGCACCUGAGAUGAUUGAAUUAGAUAGUCAUCAAGAGCAGACUUACCCUUUCCAAUUGGUGUUGUCUCCUAAUAAUGGAAAAGAAAUAUAGUUUCAUCCA